GUGCAGAGCUCUCUGCCCCGGUCCACCCCGAGGGCGGAGGGUGAGAACAACGCCAACAGGAGUAUGACCCUGAGUCCUCAAGAGAGCUCCUGAGCUGGGUGGAGCUCUCACCCUUUCCAGAGGUGGAAAUGGGCUCAGGGAGGCCAGGCCCCGGGCCCCAGGUCCCACACCGAGUGAGGGUCGUGGCUGGGAGUGUUCUGGAGUCAGAGCAUGCUGGGGGCAGAGCAGCAUCGGUACCAGCCGACUGGGGUCAGUUGUUCAGGGUCUGGGGUGAGGAGUUUUGGGGUGACUUGGGGUGAGGGCAGUAUGGCCUCAGUGACCCUGUCCUGACCUUGGCAGAAGCGGCCCUCCAGGUUUGCCACUCUGCUGAUGCACCUCCGGGGAGCUCUGAAGAGGCCGCAGAAGAAAUGUGUCCCCUUCCUCGGAAUAUAUGUCAGUGACCUGGGGAUGCUGCACACUGCCAUACAAGACUACCCUGAGGGACACGUGAAACAUUUAGCAAAGAAGAGGAAGGAACUCAAAGUGUUGGAGGAGAUCGUGCUCCUGCAGCAGGCUGCUCAGCUCUACAGCAUAGAGCCCGAGGAGCGAUUCGGGGCCUGGUUCUGGGCCCUGGAGCGGCUCAGCGAGAAGGAGAGUUACACCCUGUCCUGCCAGCUGGAACCCCGGUCCUAGUUGGCCUGCACAGCACUCAAGGCCAAGAACAUCAGGCGUGACUCAGUGUCCAGGUGGGCGGUGCAACCUCAUCAUCACCAGUGGGGACGCAGCUGGGACUCCAGGGUCCCUGGGCCAGCUCCUUCUGCUCUAGGUGGAGAACGCCAUUGGAGGCUUCUUUUGAAUGUGCCCUGAAAGUCAGGAGGGAGGGGAAAACACCCCCACCUACCUCACAAUUUCUCCCCAAGGCCUAUUUGUCCAUGGGAGGGGUGAUGUUUAUUUAUUUAAGCAGGAUUUGGAGACCUCGAUUGGCAAAAGCCCCA
This is a messenger RNA of Phyllostomus discolor (pale spear-nosed bat), 974 nucleotides long. RefSeq names its product ral guanine nucleotide dissociation stimulator-like. The transcript is spliced from 5 exons. NCBI's taxonomy places the organism in Eukaryota, Metazoa, Chordata, Mammalia, Chiroptera, Phyllostomidae. Gene Ontology annotation, biological process: positive regulation of GTPase activity; Ras protein signal transduction. The record is from RefSeq and is a predicted model, not a curated record. Bases 370 to 672 code for a protein of 100 amino acids. Gene Ontology annotation, molecular function: guanyl-nucleotide exchange factor activity. Gene Ontology annotation, cellular component: plasma membrane.